GUGGGCGGGACCUUCGCGAGGGAGGGUGAUUAUUCGCUGUUGGUUUUGUGUUCGCGAAAUCCAGGAUGGUGAUCGCGAACCGGAACGAUGUAACGGACCGGACGGAAUCAGAAGACUAUGUCCUGAUUGAAGAUUGCCUUCCUCCUCUGCAGUACUCUCCAGCAAAGCGCACAUCACCUGCAAAACGCAAGCAAUACUACAUCAAUCAAGCAAUCCGUAACUCUGAUCUCAUUCCCAAAGCAAAGGGAAGAAAAAGUUUGAGAAGACUGGAGAACACUCAUUAUCUGAUGAAUCUUAUGGAACAAGAUGACUGCGUCAAGGAUGAAGUCGAGGCAGAUCCAGCUUCCCCAACAAUCUUCACAGAAGCUUGUUGUAAUGUUGACUAUAUCGAGAUCUGGAAUGAUUUUAUGAACCGUUCUGGUGAAGAGCAAGAGAAGUUUUUACAUUAUUUGGAGGAAGAGGCAAAGAAGAAGAACAAAAGGAAAGUGUGCUCAAAUUCCCAGGAUGCAAAAGGGGAACACUCUGGCUGCACAGGCAAGGAGUGUUUCCAGAGGAUUGACAGAAGAUUGCGUACUACUCUAAGACGACGUCAGAUCCCCAUGGGUACCCUAGAAUUUUUAGAAGAGGAAUUGACUGGAUUCUUUGCCAUGAAGCCACAAUCUGUGUACAAGGCAAUGCUGGAAAACAGCUAUGAGAGAUUGUUGCUUCAUGCUCUGUGUCAGUAUUUGGAUCUCAUUUCACAAAGUUCUGACUGCAAUGGAAAAAGACAAACCGAAGUAAGCAACAAAGGGACAGACUUUCUGCCCCCAGUACCCCUUUUAUCUGUCUACUUGGAGCAGCAGAGUUGAUUGUAUGAAAUCUGUCCCUCCCUAGCUAAUCCAUAAAUGUUGGACGAACCUAAUCAACUGCAGCCAAAAGACUAAUAUAAAAUGUUCUCCCUGCUGCGUGGUCACAAGGAACUAAAACAAACCUUGAUUUCUGAAUAAAGUUAUAAAUUAUUUUAUACUUUAAACCAUAAAUCUUUCUUGAGGGUUCAAAAAAUAUACUACCCCAAAUUUUCUUUAAUGCUUUCAAGUGCAUUCUGAAUUGAAUUUUUUUAGUAAUAUAUCUGAUAUGAUUGUACAAUUCACUAUUAUGAUUACUUCAUAGAAUUUAUUACAAUAUUUGUUACACACUUUUCACUAUGCCUCUUAUCAAAGUUGCCUCAUAUUGAUUACCCAUAGUGUAACGCUUGGAAAAUUUCUCAUGUUAAUUGUUACGCCCUGGCUUCCACUUAACAUUGCAUAGACCAGGGAUACAAAUUGAUGUCAGUUAGGAAAUUACAGCAUGUUGUGUGUGUUGUUUCUAAGACGCAAGGUUGCUAGAAAAGUUGUUUUAAAAUGUUUGUAAAACAAAUUUGAAGUUAGAAAUAAUUAGGCAUGUGGAAAAUAAAUAUUGACAUUGUAGGAUCUGAACUUUGAAAGACUUGUUUUUAAACUUGUGAAAAGAUCAUUUGGUUUUGCAUGCAUCUUAAAAGAAGAAAGGUUUGGAAUUAAAUAUUAUGUGGAUAGUAUUUUGUGAAUUAUGCUGUAUGAAUGUUGUUACUACUUUGGAAUACUUGCUUCAGUUUAUUAUGUUGUGACCUUAGUCACCAGUGGUUUUCAGUUUUAAAAAAAGAUAAAGUUUUAUUAAGCGCAUGGUGCUUUAUAAAAUUUGUCAAAAUAAUAGAUAGAUCUUCAGUUGGAUAACCAUCUAUAUGUCAUUUUCAUUGUGUGGAAUUUUACUAUUUUAUCAUUCUCAGCUGAAAUAAAUAUGAUCGAGUCACA
Molecule: messenger RNA, 1805 nt
Organism: Hypanus sabinus (Atlantic stingray)
Lineage: Eukaryota; Metazoa; Chordata; Chondrichthyes; Myliobatiformes; Dasyatidae
Gene: r3hdm4
Product: R3H domain containing 4
Exons: 8
Coding region: 66-848 (260 amino acids)
Molecular function (GO): nucleic acid binding
Source: RefSeq, a predicted model, not a curated record